Molecule: messenger RNA, 1065 nt
Organism: Ectocarpus siliculosus
Lineage: Eukaryota; Phaeophyceae; Ectocarpales; Ectocarpaceae
Source: the annotation of a GenBank genome assembly
AUGGAAGCUUGGCGAUGGGGGGCAGGGCGAUGGGAAAUGACUCAAUGUCAACGGGCACAGGAGCAGCAGCUGGAGACCAAGACGGCGGUGGGGGUGGAGGUGGAGAUGACGUUGGGGAUGCUGAUUUCCUUCAAGGGAUAUUUGAUGAGGCCAUCGGUCUGGACGAUGUUAUCGCUGACUCCAUCAGCUGUUAUCCCUCGGUCGAUGACUACGAGGACAGCAGAACUGUUGGAGAGUGCCGCUUCGCAGGCGCUCGGAUGGGCUUGCGUGUUCGACGUGGCGACAGACAUCGUGGAGGCGCUGGCAGAUCUUCGCGGAGACACCAUGUCGGUAUACCGGGGGGUCUUCAUCAACGAGUCGCUGUUCCGCCACAAGAAGCUGAACCAAGGGAAAGCACCGGACAAAUCGAUCUUGGGCAAGCACCUGUCCAAGUUUCUUCGGGAAGCCGGCAUGUCGAGCGCCCGCAUCAUCCUGCUCGUGGCUGGCGACGUCGACUUCGACACAGCCGACGCCGGAUUGCACGGCCUGAGCGCGGUCUUGCGAAAACCCUUCACAAAGACGGGCUUGAUGGAUAUCUUGCGCGGCCUGUAUCUCAGCAACGAGCCGAGGUCUGGAGCUGCUGCGGCCCCGUUGUCAAACCCGGAACCCCUCGGCGUUCCGUUUCCUGGGCAGUACAGAUCAAGGCCACCAGAGGGAGUUCCAUUGGCGGCGGCCGCGGCCGUGGCGGCGGCGGCAGCAGCAGCAGCUGGAACCACUCCAUCUACCAUCCACAUGGGCGCGCCCGGUCUAGCAUCGUCUCAAUACCCGGCAUGCUUGGGAUUCACGCCGUUCACUCACCCAAUGUUCAAUCCGUAUAACUUGCCUCUAGCCUUGCUUCGAUCGGGGAAGCCAAAAGCGUGGCCCCGGAGAAGGUACACUAACAUCGCCCCGAGGGAGAAAGAUGAGGACCUUGGUGAUCAGUCUGCCCCGGUGCUGGAUGGCGCAAGUCCGGAUGUCACGGCAGCAGCCGAUGAGUGUGGUGCUGCUGCAGCCGUCGCGGAACAGACAGCUGGGCAGGCGAUCUAG